AUGGCCAACGAGCUGCAACCAUUGAUGCUGUGCACAGAGAACUCUGCAGGUGAAGAGGUUACAUUUAGGAUUGAACCUGAAGACGACUUCCAAUCCUUUCUGGAUAAAGCCAAAGCUGUCCUCGGCUACGACAUAGAUAUAAACUCCAUAACACAGAAUCAACCCGUUUCGCUGCACGAUAGUAUAUAUCAAUUCCUUGCGAAUGUGGAAUGUAAUCCGACACGUCCGACAUACGAUCAGGGCUUGAAUAGUGCCGGCCUAGAGUAUGUUCUCGAUGAUGGUACAGAAAUCAGAGCGUCACAGAUACAUUUCGACAAUGAGGAUUCUGUGUUAGAUUUAUCAGUUGAAGCUCUUCCGUUUGUUCGCUUUAAAGAUGACGACGAAGACCGCAAUGAUGCUGUUUUCGGGGAUACCGUUAAAUAUAAUAUUGUUGGGAGUCCAACAUUAAGGCUGGAUCAGGGCGCCAACCUCAAAGACUUCGCCAAUUCGUUACCGUUCAGAUUGGUUCGUGAUAGCACUUUGAAUUUGGAAUCUCAUUACCAGAUGUAUUCUGAUGUGACCGCUAUUCGCAACUUUUCUGGAGCAAUCACCAGUGAUAGUUAUAUGAAUACCGAUAAUAGCUUUAAAAGAAACGACAGUUAUCGGCAAAAGUCCGAUAGUUUCGCUUACCGUGAUGAGAUACUCGAUAUAUUUAAGAAUUCACCAGUAACUUCGUUGCCCUGCGAAGGUUACAACGAAAGGAAACACGUGAGGAAAACGGAUCCAUCUCGGAUCCACAAAAGAAAAUCUGUAUACGAAUUCGACGGGGUUUUAAUCAAUGAGAAUGCCAGAGAAAUGUGCACAAUAUGCGCUCGUAAAGUAAACAAGGACAAAGCUUAUUUAUUUGAUAACGAGGACCAGAAAAAGCACAGGUUUUCGCCGUGCAAGAAAUCGGAGACCCAACUAAAAAUAAUCUGUGAGCUUUGCCUGAACGAAUAUUUUAAAACGUGUAGGAUGAAAGGCGCCAAUCAAUUCUUGAAUGCCGACGAAUAUUUGAUCAUCAAAAACAAUCAACAGUACAUUUAUAAGAAGAUUAAAGAGUUUCGUUUUCUGAUCAACAAAAAAGAAUGCAAAAAACAGAAUAGUAAUACAGCUAUUGAUGAGUACGUUAAAGUGGAAAUCGGUUCUGAUGGCGAGAUAAUAACGAAACCUCUAGAGGGGGGACCUGAUGAGGUGGCGAUGAUGAAAGGCGGUGAUGCCAGUGAGUCCUCGAGCGAAGUAGAGAUUAUUGAACAGAAUGAACCCGAAACUGAAAUAGAUUCGAUUAUAGAGAACCUGGAGAAUGCCGAUGAUGAUGUUAAGGCGUUUUUGGGGAAAUACCAGAUUGACGAUGGGAUAUCGGAGCUUAAGUGCAGGUUUUGCGACACCGCCUUUCCCGGUAUACCCGGCGUGAUUGAGCACGGAGAUGCUCAUAAGCACGAGAUGGACAGUGAAAUGGUUUACCCGUGUCCACUCUGCGAUUACGGUUAUACUCAUUUCAAAUGGCUGAAAGGGCACAUAAUGGCGGCACACCAACGAAGACCAGAAACUGGCGUCAAAAUUGAGAAUACCAACGAUUUAAACGGAUCAGAGAAAACGGAAAAUAAAUCGCCAGAAAAAAGCGUUUGCGAAACCACAAACACUCCGCACCAAGCCUUGCAGCUGAAGACGGAAGUGAAACAGGAGUGUCUGAACAGCAGCGACGAUGAGAUCUGGAUCGUGCAGACCAACGACGCCGAAGCCACCAGCCCGGUCAGAAAGCUGAUAGACGCUGUGCAGGUCGUCGAAAAUCGAGAUGGCGCCACGAAAAGGAAGCCAAAAUGCUACAAUUGCAGCCAACUGUUUCCUACCAUAGCAGCGCUGGCCUCGCACUCGUGUCGCCGACGCAUGCGCAAAAGGAAGACGAACAGCGACCAGAUGUCGGCUCAUAAGCAGAUGCCAGCGAAGUUUCGUAAGAAGAAAUCCAAAGAAGCCGACUCGAGUCAGAUAUUGACUUGUCACAACUGUAACGAGACGUUUACGUCGAAAGUUCGCCUUAAGUUUCACAUGCAGUUCCACGAAGCAACGUCUCUAAUGCAAGACGGUAGGUACAAGUGUGGCGACUGCGCCGAUGUUUCAUUCGCCAACGAGACGGAACUGUUCGAUCACGUUCACUUCCAGCACGACAAGCAGAAGAGAUGGGAGUGCCCAGUCUCUGACUGCGGAAAGACUUUCCAUUUGAGGGCGACGCUCACAAAGCAUAGCCGAACACACACGGACACGCGACGUUACGUGUGCGGCACGUGCGGAAAGAAGUUUCUAGAUAAACAGACCCUGGACGAGCACGGAGUGACGCAUCUGCAGAUAAAGCCGUUCCAAUGUCACAUAUGCUUGAAGCAUCUGACUAGGAGGUCCCGUCUCCGGAUGCACAUCAGGGCCCACGAAGCAGAGCUUCGCCCGAGGACCUUGCUGGUCUGCAGGAUCUGUUUCAGAGCAUUUAGGGACAACGAACAGACGGAGGAGCAUUUGAGUUUGUAUCCGGAUUGCUUUGAAUCACACGUUAGAGAGACGAAUGAGGCUCAGAUCCCAGUGUUGUCGCCAAUCAGUGAGAUUGUCAGCGAUGACCCAAAGGGAACAGGCCAAUCCGCGUUCUCCCGUCCGAUACCUAGACAGGUCGACGAUGACGUAUCGGAGCCGUUACUGUCUGGUUUGACGGAAAAGUCUCGGUGCGUGAUCCGCGUCGUCGAAGUUGAGAAGGCAUUCAAAUGUGAAUUUUGCGAGGAUGUAUUUUAUCUGGAAGAGGGCUUGAACACACACAGAGCUAUCCACAAGGGUGUUAAAAAUCCAUUCGUGUGUCACAUUUGCAAAGUGAGUUUCGCGACGUAUUCAAGAUGCACCACCCACAAAACAACGCACGGUUUCUACAAGCGCUCUUUGACUGAAGCGAAGAAGCAGGGUGCGGGGGUUGAGGCGACAGCCAACGGAGUCUUAGGCUACGGAGACUUUCCGGUUGUGAAACAUUUUCUUUGCGAAGAUUGCGGUCGGUCCUACCUACAUUGGACUUACUUACAAGUCCACAGACGCAUGAAGCACGUCAACGAUGGCUCCCACACUUGCAACCAGUGCGGUCUGACCUUUCCUAACAGCUGGAGCGUCAUAUACCAUCGGAAGAAGGUUCACGACAAGAUUGAAACUGGAAUAGAGAAACAGGGACACAAGCAGAUUUAUCGGAUUCAAUGCCGGGAUUGCGACGUGAUCUUGUCAAACAAAACCGCACUUUACAAGCAUAGGAAGAAAGAACAUUGUUCUUUAAGUGACGAUGGAGACGGCGAAGAUGACCUCACUAGGCAGCUUGAACACACUGUCAACAGGGCCCAGUCGCAGCAAGAUUUAAGGAUUUGGUCGUGCACCGCGUGCCCCAAGCGUUAUAAAGUUAAAUCUGAACUGAAAGCUCAUUUGAGGACGAAACAUCCGUCCUACAUAGCCGUUAUCGAGGUGGCCGGUCUACAGCAUAGUCCAGAGGAGGUGUUGAAGCUCGUCGCAUCAAACGAUAUACCGACGAAUAGGAUAGUUGAGAUUACUAAGCUAUCGUUUCCGAAGGGCGUGACUACUAUAGUACCAAAUACGUUACGGUCUUUGGCCUUAUUGAACAGUGUACCUAAGGAAACGGUCACCAUUUCACCGUCGGAUAGCAAUAACGAUGAAGAAUUAAAAAAUGUAUUUAUCAAUAACAAAGCUCCGUCUAUUUUGAGGAACGUACGCAGACCGACGAUCUUACAGCGCACUGACGUAUUGUGUAACUCGCAAGAAUAUACGAACUUAAAUAAUGAGGGAACAACGGAUAUCAUUGACGAUAAGCUACAAGAUAAUGCUUCGAAUGCUUAG
Bombyx mandarina (wild silkworm) is the source of this 3882-nucleotide messenger RNA. RefSeq lists its product as uncharacterized. Gene Ontology annotation, cellular component: nucleus. The record is from RefSeq and is a predicted model, not a curated record. Gene Ontology annotation, biological process: regulation of transcription by RNA polymerase II. Lineage: Eukaryota; Metazoa; Arthropoda; Insecta; Lepidoptera; Bombycidae. Gene Ontology annotation, molecular function: RNA polymerase II transcription regulatory region sequence-specific DNA binding; DNA-binding transcription factor activity, RNA polymerase II-specific.